GUCGUCCCGGAAGAAGACAGUUUGUAUUUCCGGUGUGAGGAAAGUGGCACUGCUUGCCUGUGGUUGCGGUAUGUGAAUGGGUACUUGUUAAGUAGGUUGCUGGUUAAAGGAGUUACAGAAAUAGCUUUCUGCACUGAAGCAUUGCUGAUUCCUGGUGAGCUCUUCUAGAUUUUGGUACAUCUUAAUGGACAGAGUGACCAAAACUACAUAGGUAUAGCCGAGUUUGAUAAACCCUCUGGUGUCAUCAGCAUGCCUGUGAAGAAGAAGAGAAAGUCCUCAGGCUCCGAAGAAUCUGCUCUCAAAAAGUGUAAAAUUACCAGUUUUUGCAGGACACAGAUGCCCAGCAGACUGAUCAACCCGGAAGACCACUUUUCCAGUAAGAAGUGCCAAUCCUGGUUCUACGAGUAUGCGGGCACAGAUGACGUUGUUGGCCCAGAGGGUAUGGAGAAGUUCUGUGAAGACAUUGGUGUGGAACCAGAAAAUAUCAUCAUGUUAGUUUUAGCCUGGAAGCUAGAAGCACAGAAUAUGGGAUUUUUCACGAAAGAAGAGUGGAUUAAAGGCAUGACCUCACUGCAGUGUGAUCAGCCUGAGCGGUUACAAGGAAAGCUAGAUUACUUGCGCUCCCAGCUGAACGACCCCGUCACGUUCAAGAACAUCUACAGAUAUGCCUUCGACUUCGCGCGGGAUAAGAAUCAACGCAGCCUGGAUAUGGACACGGCAAAGUCCAUGCUAGCUUUAAUUCUCGGAAGGACGUGGCCCCUCUUCCCAGUUUUCCAUCAGUUUCUGGAGCAAUCAAAAUACAAAGUCAUGAACAAGGACCAGUGGUACAAUGUCUUAGAGUUCAGCAGGACCGUGAACACGGACCUCAGGAAUUACGACGAGGAUGGAGCAUGGCCAGUGCUAUUGGACGAGUUCGUGGAAUGGCAGAAGGCCCGGCUGGCGGUUUAGCAGGGGCAUGUCCGAGGAAGCGGCGGGUGUGCCGAUGGCAGACGUCCCCCCCAGACUCCAGCUACAAUGCUUCACAUCCGCCGUGCAGCCCAUUGAAAAUGGACUUUGACAGUGUUAAUUUAAACUAAAGGGGAUUCAGUUGUGUGUCCCCAUCUGUGCUGGCGGUUAAGUGCCCAGUGUUGAAGGAUGCACUGGGUCUCUGUUAGGGUUUCCUUUGUCUUACCUCAUUUAUAGUGUUUUCAGAGUAAGAAUAAAAGACUGGAGAUGUA
Messenger RNA from Brienomyrus brachyistius, 1217 nucleotides. It is a transcript of the gene dcun1d5, whose product is annotated as DCN1, defective in cullin neddylation 1, domain containing 5 (S. cerevisiae). Gene Ontology annotation, cellular component: ubiquitin ligase complex. Lineage: Eukaryota; Metazoa; Chordata; Actinopteri; Osteoglossiformes; Mormyridae. Bases 250 to 948 code for a protein of 232 amino acids. The transcript has 11 exons. Gene Ontology annotation, biological process: protein neddylation; positive regulation of ubiquitin-protein transferase activity. The record is from RefSeq and is a predicted model, not a curated record. Gene Ontology annotation, molecular function: ubiquitin-like protein binding; cullin family protein binding; ubiquitin conjugating enzyme binding.